AUGACUACGUUAUUUAAUUUAAAAGAAACAGACUGGAAUGAAGAAUGUUUAUCAACGAUGAGUGAAUUUCUUUAUCAGCCGGAAGCAAUAGUAAUUUGUUUGUACUUUGACGGAGAUGAACUCGUUUCGGAAUUGUCCUUUCCGAUGAAGCCCAUCCACGAACUGACGUAUUUCAUCAAAGAGCCAUAUGAACAUUUAACCGUGGAAAAUUUUCAUGAAAACAUCGUAUUCGGCAGUAUUAACGAUCACGUCGAAUCAUCGAUAUUGAAUAUUGUCGAACAUCUCCUGGCGCCAAUAUUCUUCAGAAUAUACUCUUGGCCUGAUAGUAUCCUUUCGAAAACUGUGAUAAUUUUAAUAAUCAUGGAUUCCACCGAAAUAAACAUUGUUGUAAUCUAUUUGAUUCAAACCAUUUUUGUUGCGUGUCUUAGAACAUACGCGAAGGCCAAUUUCUGGGCCAACGUUCACAAUUUUUUAUGUACCCUGACGGACUUGACAUACAAAAUGUUGGGGUUGACAGUGAUUUACUUACCCUUAGAGGCUUAUGACCUCACCCCUGAUGAAGCAAGCACUGAUAAGGAGCUUGUAAAGCGAUUUGAAAGCGUUGUCAUGCACUGGACGAGGCAGAUCAGGGUAGCUCUCGGAGAUCAAGACCAAGCAACCUCUCGUGAACUUUUGCGACUUACCGACGAAUAUGAAUUUUGGCUCUAUCGAUAUGACAACCUGUGUGGGCUCAACAGUCAACUGCAGAAUUCAAUUGUUAAACACGUUGUGGAAAUAUCAACGUCAACUCAGUCCACCUACGUUAGGCAAUUUUUAACACUCAACGAGGAGAUCGAUCAGGGAAUGAAAGUGGCUAAAUCGAAUAUUGAAAUUCUUGGCAUUUUACGGGAGUCAUGCGGAAAAUUAGACGCUUGUUCUUCUCCUAAUGAAAUCAGCAAGUACCUUCCCGAGAUAAUUCAACUCCUUAGAGUAAUAUGGCUUAAUUCUCCUUUCUUCAAUAACGCGGAGAAGAUGAGCAGCUUAUUCGUUACUCUGAGUAAUCAGGUGGUAGUCCUUUGCAAGAAAUUCAUCGAUUUAAGGGAAAUGUUCUACGGUAGGACAAGGAAGUGCAUGCAGAUUUUAAAACAGUGCAUAGAUGCGUGCAAAGAAUAUAAACGAAUUUACAACGAAAUCUCAUUGGCUCAUAAUACUUUGACAGAUACAUAUUGGGUUUUGGACAGUGAGCUGAUUUUUCGGCACGUCGACGUUUUCAUUACUCGAUGUGAAAAUGUGAUCGAAAUAUGCCAAGCGAUGAUCGAUUUUGCCAGGAUGGAUGACACGACCAUUAUACCUAAACCUAUAUUCGGUGGCACAAAGGGAAUUGAAUAUGAAAGGGUCUGCCAAAAAGUGGAAAGACUUUUUCUCGAAAGUCUUCGUAAAAUUGAGGCAAACUCUCAGAAGAUUUUCGAUGUUCACCAACCGACUUGGUACGACGACAUGUUUCGUUUCCGUGAAGAGGCAAAAGACUUGGAGAUCAUUUUGGAGAACCUUAUGACUAGCGUCUUUCAGGACAUGAACAAUAUCCAGGAAGGAAUUAAUCAUCUCUAUGGAUUUUAUAACUUCAUGGGCCGAAAGACCUUAAGAACUCUGUUUGAUAGCAAGAUUACCCUCAUUUGGAAAAUGUUCGGGGAGGAGAUACAGAAAACAAAGCAAGAAGUCCUGGACGAGUACGAGGAAUACUCUUCAACGGCACCAUACUAUUCCGGCAGAGCUCAAAAUCUGCGAUUAAAAAUCUAUAGAUUAGAAGCGAUGAAAAAAACCGUCGACGAAGCGAAAUGGAUGUUUCCUUGCAAUAUGGCCGAGGAAGUUUACCUUCAGCACAAGAUUCUCGUCGCAUCCAUCGAAGAUUCCAUUAGCGAUCUUUAUUACAAAUGGAUCAACGACACCGGCGAAAAUCCUGUGGAUCGUUUGGACAGAUUUUUAAUGCGUCGAAGUUCGGUUACACCGGAGUUUAUAGAAUGUAAUAUCGACCAAAGUAUCAUUCAGAUAUGUAAAGAAGCCAGUUAUUGGAUUAAUCUUGGAUUUAACGUUCCCGUGCAUAUACAAGUUGUACAUGGAAAAUGGGACACGCUGCAGUUUGUUUAUGAGAGCGUUCUUACGGUGGUGCUGUCCUAUAACAAAAUUAUAGAUGCUCUAUCUAAACAGGAGCGAGAACUCUUUCGAGAUUUGAUAAGGCUUGUCGAUAGGAAAAUAAAAGUAGGACUAACAAGAUUCACUUGGAAUUCCGAGUUCAUCGAUGCCUUCAUACAAGAUUGUUGUAAUCAAACAGCAAAUCUUCAGGAGUUCCUCGACACAUACAAAAUCUCGAAUUUCGAGAUAGUUAAGGUUUGUGAAAGGAUUUGCGAUAGGCCGAUGAUAAGGAUAAGGCCCAAUUAUGCGUAUCGCUUAAAAGAACUGGAAAUGGAACUUAGAAAUGAAAGAGAAGCGGUUAUACAAGAUAUUAUUAAAGACUAUAGUACAAUCAUGCAAUUUGUAAUGGUCGUAUAUGAAGGAUUUCAACCUGUGUUGGAAGAUAGUAUCGUAGAGUGGAAGAACUAUCUGAGUAACUUGGAUAAAUUGUUGGAAGAAGCAUUUAGAUUGUGUCUGAAGAAUUCGAUAUCCGUCAUUUACGAAGCCAUGCAUGGGGACGGAACUACAGCACCUUCGCCCAUUUUAUUCGUUGAAGUCGAUCUUGUUAAUAACAAAAUAUCGUUUGAACCUGCAUUAAGUGAAAUUGGGAAAUUAGUGGCAGGAGUUCUUGAAGACCUUGUAGAACCAUUGAAGAGAAUUCCAAGGGUUAUGCAGAAAUUUAGAUUAGAAGAUUCUGAGAGUAAAUCCUUUUCUCAAGUAUACGUAGAAGAUGAAGAAUUCAAACGCUUGCAACAAAUGCUUAAUAACGAAGUGGGAUACUGUCAUGCUCAAGUGCAGAAUUAUUUAAAAACUUGGGAACCCUUCCGAGAUAUGUGGGAAAUUAACAAGGACAUAUACAUCCAAAGGUAUGAAAAAUUAAAGCCAACAGUAGCAUCCUUCGACGCAGACAUUGGAAGAUACGCUGAUACCGCAAAUAACGUUCAAAUGCAGGAAACGGUAUCUACAGUGUAUUUCUUGGACAUCAAUUCUGAUAAACUGAAAACCGCCAUCAUCGAGCAAUGCGUCGAAUGGCAAAAAAGACUGACUGGACUUCUGUUGCGACUAACAGACUCGAAAAUCAUGCACAUCUAUAAAUAUAUAGCAGAAAAUACUAAAAACUUAAGUACGGAGCCAACUGAUCUCGCAACAAUGCAAACUGCUAUGCAAUUAUUUGACAGACUGCAGACCGAAGCACAAGAGCAUGAAGAGGACUUCCCAAAAAUUCGCGAACAAUUCCAGAUUUUGGAAAAAUACCAGGUACCGAUGACGUUCGAAUUCAAGAGGAGAGUUAGGGAUAUCGAAAGUUCAUGGAACGUUUAUUUGGAGUUGCUCGCCGCAUCUGAGAUUCUCCUCCUCGAGAAAAAAGAGCAAUUUAAGAAACAGCUGUUGAACGUGGCUGCACUACUUACAUCGGAUAUGGUGAAUCUGAUGAACUCUUUCUAUGAAAAUGGACCUUUCACCUCGGAUUGGAAAUCGGAUGAUGCUUUGUCAUGGAUCGAUGAUUUUCGAAUGGAAAUAAGAAAUCUGAGAGAACGGGAAACUCAGUUAAAAGCAGACCUUGUUAUCUUUGGUAUCAGCCAGUCGGACUCGCCGGAAUUAGCUAAGCUGGAAAAGGACUUAAGGCCAAUUGAACACGUAUGGCGAACGGCAAAGGAAUGGGAAGAUGCUUGGGAGAGUUACAAGCACGGACAUUUUUGGACCAUUGAAAUGGCAGAUAUGGAUUCUACCGCGAAUGUUCUUUUUCGAAAAUUGACGAAAUUGUCGAAGGAGCUGAAAGAGAAGAAUUGGGAAAUUGUCGAAACUAUGAGAACGCGUCUGGAUAAAUUUAGACGAACAUUACCUUUAAUAAACGAUUUGAAAAAUCAUGCAAUGCGGGAUCGUCAUUGGGAUAAGGUGAAACAGGUGAUCGGUCGAGAAUUCGAUCAUUCUUCCGAUGAUUUUACUUUGAACGCCAUUGCUGACAUGCAAAUGCAGAAUUAUGCGGAACAAAUUGCGGACAUUUCAAACGCGGCUACGAUGGAACUUGGUAUAGAAAUGGGAUUAAAAGAGAUUGCAGAAGUGUGGAAACGCAUGCCUCUUGACAUGAUAUUGCACAAGGAUAGAGGAUUUUUCGAAUUGAAAAGUGUAGAGGACAUUACUCAAGCUUUAGAAGCUCAUCAGGUUCAAUUGACAGUGAUGAAAGCAACGAGAUUUGUUGAGCCAUUUUCUCAAGAUGUCGAUUAUUGGGAACGCGCUUUAUCUACCGUAAACGAAGUCUUGGAAAUGAUUUUAGUUGUGCAGAAAGCUUAUACUUAUCUACACGAUAUAUUCAAUGCCGAGGAUAUUAGAAAACAGUUGCCGAAAGAAACGGAUGACUUUGAUAAGUUAAGUCUGGAAUGGAGAAAAAUAACUGCUCGGAUGGCUAUGAGUAGUCUUGCAAUGGACGCCACCCAUAACCCUCCCAACUUACUUGAAUUGUUGAACAAACUCAACGAUAGUCUUGAAGAAAUCCAACGUGCCCUAGAACAAUAUCUCGAGACCAAGAGGCACAUUUUUCCAAGAUUCUAUUUUAUCUCAAAUGACGACCUUUUGGAGAUCUUGGCAAAUUCGAAAAAACCCGAGCGAGUCCAGCCGCAUAUUAAAAAGCUUUUCGAAGGCAUGAAGAUGCUAAAAAUUAUGAAAACCUCAAGUGGAAAACACUCGGCCGAAGGAAUGUUAUCAUCGGAAGGCGAGUACGUCGAAUUUCUUAAACCUGUAAUGUUGGAAGGUCAAGUCGAAAUUUACUUGUGUCAUGUAGAAACUGCGAUGCGCAAUUGUUUGCGCGAAGUUUUACGACAGUGCAAAGCGGCGCUUCGUAAAAUGUUGGCAAAACGAGAUAAAUGGGUAAAAGAGUGGCAGAGUCAACCCGGAAUCACCUCAUCGCAAAUACAAUGGACCAAUGAUUGUACCCGAACUCUUCUGCAGUGCAAACUGAUGGAUUCGAAAAAGCCUUUGAGGAAAUUAAGAAAAAAGCAAAAUCAGGCAUUGUCGAAAUAUUCGGAGACCAUUCGAUCCCAACUUAAUAGACUGCAACGAUUAAAGUUCAAAGCGAUCGUCGUGAUAGAGAUUCACGCCAGAGAUGUUAUAGAGAAAUUGUAUAAAAUUAAUUGCAGAGACGUAUCAUCAUUCGACUGGCUGUCACAGUUGAGAUUUUAUUGGGAAAGAGACACCGAUGAUUGUAUCGUGCGACAGACAAAUACAUAUUUCGUUUAUGGUUACGAAUAUCUCGGGAAUUCCGAACGACUCGUUAUCACUCCUUUGACGGAUCGAUGCUAUAUAACCCUGACAACUGCUCUGCAUUUACAUCGCGGAGGCUGCCCAAAAGGACCAGCAGGAACUGGAAAGACGGAAACUGUAAAGGAUCUUGGAAAAGCAUUGGGAUUUAAUGUCAUUGUCCAAAACUGUUCCGAAGGAUUGGACUACAAAAGCAUGGGAAGGUUGUUUUCCGGUUUGGCACAAACGGGUGCAUGGGGAUGCUUUGAUGAAUUUAACAGAAUUAAUAUCGAAGUACUGUCAGUCGUGGCACAACAGAUCUUAUCGAUUCUCACAGCUUUGGCCCAAAAACUGACAAAAUUCGCUUUUGAGGGUUGUGAGAUUUCGCUGGUCCAUACUUGUGGGAUUUUCAUUACUAUGAAUCCAGGUUACGCAGGUCGCACGGAGUUGCCUGAUAAUUUGAAAUCGAUGUUUAGGCCAAUAUCAAUGAUGGCACCUGACAGUAGCAUGAUUGCGGAAAUUAGUUUAUUCGGAGAAGGAUUUCAAAACACGCGCUCUUUGGCUAGAAAGGUUUAUACGCUCUAUACAUUAGCCCAACAGCAACUCAGUAAACAAUUUCAUUACGAUUUCGGUCUUCGAGGAAUCGUAACUCUUACAAGAUAUGCUGGAAAAAAGAGGCGUUUAUAUCCGCAUUUAAGCGAUGAGGAGGUUGUUCUUCUAGCCAUGAAGGAUAUGAAUGUGGCAAAAUUAACUUCCGAAGAUUUGCCUUUAUUCAAUGGAAUCACUGCGAGUCUUUUCCCAGGGAUAGAUCUUCCGACUGUUGAUUAUGAACAAUUAAUUUCUUAUAUAACUCGAGAAGCAACGCAACUAAAUCUUCAACCGAUCCCGUUAAUAAUAACCAAAGUUAUACAAUUAUACGAGACGAAGACAUCACGGCACUCAACAAUGAUUGUUGGUGAAUCUAACACUGCUAAAACGGUUACGUGGGAAACACUGAAAAAUACUCUAACAACUAUGAAAAAGAAUAAGGAAGCUGGCUAUAAUGCAGUACACGUAUAUCCCAUAAAUCCAAAAGCAUUAAAUUUAAGUGAAUUAUAUGGAGAGUAUAAUUUGGCCACAGGAGAGUGGCUUGAUGGUGUCAUUUCGUCAAUAAUGCGAAUAGUUUGCGCAGAGGAAACCCCUGAUGAAAAGUGGAUUCUAUUUGACGGUCCAAUUGAUGCAGUUUGGAUAGAGAACAUGAACAGUGUAAUGGACGAUAAUAAGAUCCUGACGCUUAUAAACAACGAUCGCAUCACGAUGCCAGAGCAAGUGUCCCUCCUAUUUGAAGUUGAAAAUUUAGCUGCAGCUUCACCAGCUACUGUAUCCAGAGCAGGAAUGGUUUACAAUGAUUAUAAAGACAUUGGUUGGAGACCUCUUGUUAAUUCCUGGCUUCAAGCUUAUAAAAAUGAACCACGACUAGCCAAUGAGCUCAAUGGACUCUUCGAUCGCUACGUUAACCCAAUCCUCGAAUUUAAACAACAAAAUUGCGAAGAAACCAUACCAGUUCCCGAAUUGAAUGCCGUUGAAUCGCUUUGCAAGCUUUUGAAAAUCUUCAUUACUUCCGAAAAUGGCGUCGAGGUAGGCGAGGAUCAGGAUAGUUUCAGUGCGAUGUGCAAGUUGUGGUUUCUGUUCUGUUCGGUGUGGUCGAUCUGUGCAUCGGUAAAUGAAGAUAGUCGGUUCAAAGUCGAUACGUACUUGAGAGAGAUAGAGGGUUCUUAUCCUUUGAAAGAUACCGUCUAUGAAUAUUACGUGGAUGUCAGAAAACGCAGCUUCGCCUCUUGGGAAGAGAAGCUGCAGCAAUCUUGGAAAUUUCAACCAGGAAUUCCGUUUUAUAAGAUAUUCGUCCCCACCGUUGACACCGAACGAUACAUAUCUUUGGUUAAUGCACUCGUUGCAAAAGGAUAUCCAACUUUACUUGUUGGUCCUGUUGGGACAGGAAAAACGUCAAUUGCACAGGCCGUUCUUGAUUCUGCCAAUCGUGAGAAGUAUAGUAUUCUCGUAGUCAACAUGUCUGCUCAAACGAGUUCCAAAAAUGUCCAGGAUUGUAUCGAAAGUAAAGUAGAAAAACGUACUAAGGGUGUGUACAUCCCAAUCGGCGGUAAGAUAAUGAUUACGUUCAUGGAUGAUCUUAACAUGCCCAUGAAAGAUGAAUACGGUUCGCAACCUCCUUUGGAACUGCUUCGACAAUGGAUUGGUUAUGGAUUCUGGUACGAUCGAAGGAAGUAUGGGCGAGUGUAUGUGCAACGAAUGCAAUUAAUUGCUGGAAUGGGACCUCCAGGCGGUGGUCGUAAUACCAUUUCUGAUCGUUUACUUACAAGAUUUAAUGUCAUCAACAUGACACUACCUGUAGACAAACAAAUCACAAGAAUCUAUGGUACAAUGUUGAACCAACGACUCUUUGAUUUCCAUCCAGAAGUUAAAGGAAUGUCCAGCGAUCUGGUCAGUGCUACUAUUAGGAUGUACAACAAUGUCAUUCUAAAGAUGCGACCUACUCCUUUGAAGAUGCACUACCUCUUUAAUUUAAGAGACAUAUCCAAGAUUUUUCAAGGAUUGUUGCGCAGUCAUAAGGAUUAUCACGAUUCAAAGCAAGUGUUUCUUCGUUUGUGGGCCCAUGAAUCAUUUAGGGUAUUUUGCGACCGACUGAUUGAUGAAAAAGAUAAAGAAUGGUUCAUCGGUCAGAUCAAUGAACAACUUGGGAAGUACUUCGAGACGACAUAUCACAGUUUGUGCCCAGACAAAAGAAGUCCAAUUUUUGGCAGUUUCAUGAAUGCUUGGAACAUUUACGAAGAUUUAACUGAUAUACCGGCUUUACGACGAUAUAUAGAAACACAAGUGGAGGAGCACAAUUCGUCUCCAGGAGCUGUUUAUCUCGAUCUCAUCCCUUUCCAAGACGCCAUCGAGCAUAUUUGUCGUAUCGUGAGAGUGAUUUCUCAGCCUCGUGGACACAUGCUGUUGAUUGGAAUAGGAGGAAGUGGCAGACAAACCGCAGGAAAAAUUGCUGCAUACAUAUGCGAGGGGAAUGUCUUCCAAAUCGAAGUGACAAAGCAUUAUCGCGUUAUGGAGUUCCGCGAAGACUUGAAACGAUUGUACACAAUGGCUGGAGUAAAUAACCAGCUUACAGAUUUCAUAUUUAAUGACUCGCAAGUGGCGGAGGAGCAGUUUUUAGAAAUUAUUAAUACCAUACUGAGCACUGGUGAGGUUACCAAUUUGUACAAGGACGAGGAAAUGGAGGACAUUAGAAAUAUUCUGGCGAAGGAGAUUUUAGGACCAAAAUCGAAUGCUUUGCCUAGUAUUGAAGUGGUUCACGCAUUCCUCAUCGAAAGAGCCAGAAGUAAUAUGCACAUCUUUUUGUGUAUGAGUCCACUCGGAGAUGCAUUUAGGAAUAGACUGCGUCAAUAUCCAGCUCUAAUUAAUUGCACAACAAUUGAUUGGUUCCACGAGUGGCCGAAAGACGCACUGUUGGAAGUGGGAAACAAAUUUUUACAGGACCUCAACUUAAUCAUCACGAUUACCGGUGAAAAUAUAGUGGAACCAAGACGAUCAGCUACGGCUAUACCGAUACUUCCUCUUCAAGAACGUAUGAGAGAAGGUAUUGCUUCUCUCUUUGCUCUCAUCCACAGCUCGGUGUCGCAGUUUUCGAAGCGAAUGAAAAUCGAAAAGAAACGUCACAAUUACGUGACUCCCACAAAUUUUCUAGAACUCGUAGCUGGUUACAAACGUAUGCUCUCCGAAAAGAGACAAGAGUUGGCCGAUCAGGCAAAGAAACUUCGAAACGGACUGUUUAAAAUUGACGACACACGCGAAAAGGUGAAUGAAAUGGCGGCCGAAUUGGAGGUGACACAAGAACAGGUUCAUCAAUCGACGAGGGAAUGCGAGGAAUUUUUAAUUACUAUCGUCAAUCAACGUCGCGACGCCGAUGAAACGCAAAAAAUGGUUACUGCUAGGUCGAUUCGCAUCGAAGAAGAGUCAAUAGAAUGCAAAAAAUUGGAGGAAAUAGCUAGGGCAGAUCUUGCGGCUGCUGAACCUGCACUAGAAGAAGCGAUGAAGGCUUUGGAUGCUCUCAAUAAGAAGGAUUUAACCGAAAUCAAGUCUUUUACGCGACCUCCUAUGAAAGUCGAAAUGGUAAUGGAAGCUGUGAUGAUCCUGAAGAAUUCUGAACCGUCCUGGGCGGAAUCGAAACGUCAAUUAGGUGACGUGAACUUUUUGAAUACGCUUCGAGAUUUUGAUAAGGACCACAUAUCUGACAAAACUUUGAAGACUAUAAGUAAAUACACGUCAAAUCCGGAAUUUGAUCCAGUUAAAGUGGGCUUGGUUUCGAUUGCAGCAAAAUCGUUGUGCAUGUGGGUGAUUGCCAUAGAACAAUAUGGAAAGUUGUACAGGAUAAUAGCACCAAAGAGGGAGAGGCUGGAACAAGCUUUAAUUUCUCUACGACAAAAGGAGGCAGCUUUGGCCGAGGCAAAGGAACAAUUACAAAAACUGCGAGACGAGCUGUUGAGGUUGCAACAAAUGUAUGACGCCAAGAUGAAGGAAAAGAACGAUUUAAUCAGUCUGGCGAAACUUCUGAAGUUAAAAUUGGAACGCGCCGCCAUGUUGGUCGAUGGUCUUUCGAGUGAGCGAAUAAGAUGGGAAAAUUCGAUUCAUUCUUUGGAUGAACUGUUUAAUUGGUUGCCUGGUGAUUGUUUAAUAUCCACUGCAUUUUUGUCAUACCUGGGCCCCUUCGAUACUGGUUAUCGAUUGGAGCUUUUCGAUAUUUGGACGGCCGAGAUCAAGGAAAAGGAGAUUCCAGCAUCCCCAGAUUUGGACGUAAUAGAUUUCCUAAGCGACAGCACGACCAUUAGAGAGUGGAAUAUUCAAGGAUUACCUUCUGACGAGUUUAGCACGGAAAAUGCAAUUAUUAUAAUGAGAGGUUCGCGGUGGCCGUUAGUUAUCGAUCCUCAAUCGCAGGCUGUUAAGUGGAUAAGAAACAUGGAAUCGAAAAAUAAUUUGGACAUCAUUGACUUUGGCCAACCAGAUUUCAUGAGAACUUUAGAACUGGCAAUUCAAUUUGGCAAGCCAGUGUUGUUGCAAAAUGUCGGAGAAACUCUCGAUCCAGCUUUGAAUCCUAUCCUCCAAAAAUCCUUUAUUAAAUCAGGUGACGAAGUACUUAUAAAAAUUCAGGAUAAAAUGAUCUCAUACAAUGAGCAAUUUCGGUUGUUUAUAACAACGAAACUUCCGAAUCCUCAUUACUCCCCUGAGAUAUCAACGAAAACUACUCUGUGUAAUUUCACCAUUAAGGAACAAGGAUUGGAAGCGCAACUUUUGGGAAUUGUGGUCAGAAAGGAAAAGCCUCGUUUGGAGGAACAAAAGGACAAUCUUGUGGUAACAAUAGCUACAGGGAAACGAACUCUCAAGGAACUGGAGGAAAAGAUUCUUUAUUUGCUGAGUGUCUCGAGUGGUUCUCUUCUAGAUGAUCUAGAUUUACUUAACACUUUGCAAACUUCCAAGGAAACUGGGAAAACCAUCGAGGAAUCAUUAGUGACGUCAGAAGAGACGGAAAAAGAAAUAGAUCAAGCUCGGGAAGAGUACAGACCCUGCGCGACGAGAGCUUCCAUCCUGUUCUUUGUUUUAAACGACAUGAGCUUGAUCGAUCCCAUGUACCAGUUUUCAUUACAUGCAUAUAUAUUAUUAUUCAUGGUUUCGAUAGAUAAAAGCCCAAGACACGCGAAGCUGUCUGAAAGAAUAGAUGCAUUGAACGAUUACCACACAUACGCAGUGUACAGGAACACUUGUCGCGGUCUCUUUGAGCAGCAUAAACUCCUCUUCUCAUUUCAUAUGUGCAUCAAGAUUAUGGAAGCACAGGGGAAAAUAGUACAUACGGAGUAUGACUUCCUCCUGAAAGGUGGAAUUGUGCUAAAUCGAGAGAAUCAACCUGAUAAGCCUGUCUCCUGGUUACCCGAUGAAAUUUGGGACAAUAUUACAGAACUGGACAAGCUUGCAGGAUUUCAUGGGAUUGUGUCUUCCUUUGAACAAUUUUCUCGGGACUGGCAUGUCUGGUUCAUACAAACCGAACCAGAAGCAGUCCCGCUUAUAGGAGAGUGGGAGGAAAAUUGCAACGAGUUCCAAAAACUGUUAGUUGUGCGCAGCUGCCGAUUAGAUAGGAUGUCUUUUUGUUUAACCACGUAUAUUGUGCACAACCUCGGACAGAGAUUUGUUGAACCUCCUGUACUCGACAUUAAGGCAGUUUUGGACGAUUCCGUUGCCCAAACUCCAUUGAUAUUUGUUCUAUCCCCUGGCGUGGACCCCACCGGCUCUUUGAUGCAACUGGCUCAGAAUCAAAAUAUGGCGAAAAAGUUUAUGAUUCUUUCUUUAGGACAAGGACAAGCUCCCAUUGCGACUAGGAUGAUACAAAUUGGAGAGAAGGAAGGAAACUGGGUGUUUUUGGCGAACUGUCAUUUGUCUAUCAGCUGGAUGCCAAAACUGGACAAAAUCGUGCAGGUUUUGUCAAACAACAAGAAUAUCAACCCUCAAUUUAGAUUGUGGCUGAGUUCAAGUCCAACUCCACAAUUUCCCAUAGCGAUUCUCCAAGCAGGAAUUAAAAUAACUACCGAGCCCCCGAAAGGCUUAAAAGCCAACAUGAAACGGCUCUAUAGCCUGAUAACAGAAUCUCAAUUUGACGCCCCCAUUGAAAAGUCGAAGUACAAAAAGUUAUUAUUUGCAUUGGUAUUCUUUCACUCGAUUCUCUUGGAACGUAAGAAGUUUCAACAGCUCGGUUGGAACGUCAUCUACAGUUUUAAUGAUUCGGAUUUCGAGGUAUCGCAAAAUAUUUUACGAGUUUACCUGGAUGAGUAUCCUGUAACUCCAUGGGAUUCUUUGAAAUAUCUCAUUGCUGGUGUUUGUUAUGGCGGUCACGUGACAGACGAAUGGGAUCGACGACUGCUAAUGACUUACAUUCAGCAAUACUUGACGGAGAAAGCCCUCGAUACUCCAUUUUAUCGACUGUCAUCUUUGACGACUUAUUAUAUUCCGCGAGAUGGAUCACUGGAGUCGUACAGAGAUUUUAUAAACAUGUUACCGAAUACCGAUCAACCCGAAGCAUUCGGGCAGCACUCGAAUGCCGACAUAACAUCUUUGAUAAAAGAGACAAGAGACAUGUUUGCGACAUUAAUGUGUCUCCGAGUUCAAGCCUCGGUUGAUGAUGCAGGAUCGAGUAAAGAAGACAAAGUGACUUUAAUGGCAGAAGACAUCCUCUCGAAGUUACCAAAUUCGAUCAAUGUGCAGACAACGGAACUACUGAUCGGCGCGGAGAAGACUCCCUUGGAUGUGGUUUUGUUGCAAGAAAUUCGUCGAUACAAUAAUCUUUUGCACAAAACGCACUCCAGUUUGGAGGACCUCCAGCGUGGGAUUAAGGGUUUGGUGAUGAUGUCCUCCGAAUUAGAGGAGAUUUUCACGAGCAUAUACGAAGGACGCGUUCCGUCCUUCUGGCUUUCGGCUUAUCCUUCCUUGAAGCUCUUGGGCUCUUGGACGAGAGAUCUUAUCAAGAGAGUCGAAUACUUCGCGAGAUGGGCAGAAACGAUCCACCCACCAACCUUAUUUUGGUUAACCGCGUACACUUUUCCGACCGGAUUGCUUACGGCUGUUCUUCAGACUUCCGCCAAACUUUGGGGCGUCGCCAUUGACUCACUAUCUUGGGAGUUCUCCGUCCUGGAGGUUGAGGAGCACACUAUCAAAGAACCACCAGACGAUGGGAUGUACGUGCGAUCGGUAUUUCUGGAAGGUGCUGGUUGGGACAAAAAGCAUGGAGAACUGACAGAACCUUCUCCCAUGCAGCUGAUUUCUGAUAUGCCUGUUAUACACUUCAAGCCUGUGGAAAACGUGAAGAAGAGAGUUAAAGGUCUUUAUGUUUGUCCUUGCUACUAUUAUCCACAAAGAAGUGGUGAUGGAGGUCGGCCAUCUUUUGUUGUUGCUGUCGACCUGAAGGCAGGUGCACAUGGAGCCGAUUUUUGGAUAAAACGCGGCGCUGCCCUUUUGUUAAGUUUGACCGAAUGAGGUACCUCUCAUCAUAAUAUAUCGGUAAUACAGUUC
Messenger RNA from Orussus abietinus, 13479 nucleotides. RefSeq names its product dynein heavy chain 2, axonemal (gene kl-2). The transcript is spliced from 63 exons. The record is from RefSeq and is a predicted model, not a curated record. The coding region runs from base 1 to 13443 and encodes 4480 amino acids. Gene Ontology annotation, cellular component: dynein complex. Gene Ontology annotation, biological process: microtubule-based movement. Gene Ontology annotation, molecular function: dynein intermediate chain binding; ATP hydrolysis activity; minus-end-directed microtubule motor activity. NCBI's taxonomy places the organism in Eukaryota, Metazoa, Arthropoda, Insecta, Hymenoptera, Orussidae.